Messenger RNA from Jaculus jaculus (lesser Egyptian jerboa), 506 nucleotides. RefSeq names its product S100 calcium binding protein A13 (gene S100a13). Gene Ontology annotation, biological process: positive regulation of cell population proliferation; positive regulation of canonical NF-kappaB signal transduction. Lineage: Eukaryota; Metazoa; Chordata; Mammalia; Rodentia; Dipodidae. The transcript is spliced from 3 exons. The record is from RefSeq and is a predicted model, not a curated record. Gene Ontology annotation, cellular component: perinuclear region of cytoplasm. Gene Ontology annotation, molecular function: RAGE receptor binding. Bases 174 to 470 code for a protein of 98 amino acids.
CGGUCCUCGCUCCCCAGUGGGCAGCGGAAACAUGACCCGCGGGGCUUGGGAGUGGCUCCGUGCCCCCGCCCCCUGGCGCUUAUAAGCUUCAGCCCCGGGGCCACGGCUCGCCGCACCCCAUCUCCCGGCACGGGUCAGCCUGUGAGGACACCAGCUCCUGCUCCCGGGCACUGAUGGCAUCCGAGCCCCUGACAGAGCUGGAGCUGGCCAUUGAGACGGUGGUCACCACCUUCUUCGCCUUCGCGGGGCGGGAAGGCCGCAGGGGCAGCCUCAGCAUCAAUGAGUUUAAGGACCUGGCCACUGAGCAGCUGCCUCAUCUGCUCAAGAAUGUGGGCUCUCUGGAUGAGAAGAUGAAGAGCUUGGAUGUGAAUCAGGACUCGGAGCUCAAGUUCAAUGAAUACUGGAGACUGAUUGGAGAACUGGCCAAGGAAAUCAGGAAAGAGAAGGUUCUGGAAAUCCGGAAGAAGUAAAGCCUGCUGGUUGGGAUGAGGGCAUGCGGGGCGGGG